AGAGAGAGGAGAGAGUGAGGAGCUGAGAGGAAGAGUCAGACUCAGAUUACAGACACAGGCCUCCGGACCGGUCCUCCAAAGAUGUCCAGCAAAAGUCCUGUGAAACUCAGCAAGAGUCAGGCCAAUGAGCUGGCUGUGGUCAUCGCUCGUAUGCAGCAAAAUGCCGACCAGGUGGAGAAAGACAUCCUGAAAUCAGAGGAGCUCAUGGCCGAGGACACAGAGCGAGAUACUAAGAACCAGACCCUGAUCCACCAGAAGGUGAACUCUGAGAGGCUGGCAGAGGCCGAGGGGCUGCUGAAGGACCUCUUCAUGGACGUGGACAAGUCCAAGAAGCUGCACCACCCACAGGCGGCGGAGAUCGAGAAAGAUGUCAAAAAUCUGCAUGACCGUUGGGUGAAGGACUGCGCCACCUACAGGAAACUCUAUGAUCGCAAGCAAACUAUUGAUCCAAUACAAAAGAUCGACUGGGGUCCUCUGUUGGAUGAGAAACAGAAACAGGUAGACACAGAGCCGUACGGCCCCAAACUUGCUGACGUAGAGAAACAGAUUGCAGAACAGAGCAUCCUCCACCAGAAGAUCGAGGCCUACAGCUCCCAGCUGCAGCCCAGCACCACCACAAAGGAUCAGUACCCUGCUCUCAAAGAGAAAUACGCCAAACUUUUCGAGAGCUCCCAGAAGAGGAAAAACAACCUGGCUUCUCUGUAUGAGUACAUGCAGAGCUGCAGUAAGGAGCUGCUCUACCUGUCAGGGCAGCAGGAUAGAAUCCUGCAGAGGGACUGGAGUGAUCGCAUGGUGGACCCCCCUGGCGUCCGCACGGAGUACGAGAAAUUCAAAACAAGCGGUCUGAUUGCUCAUGAGACGGAGGUCAACAAGCUGCAGGAGGAGGGAGACAAUCUGGUUGCGAAGAAUCAUCCGGGCAGCGAGACAAUAAAGGCUCACAAAGAUGCUGUGCAAGGUGAAUGGCAAGCUUUCCUCAACCUGUGUCUGGCUCAAGAGACUCACCUGGACAACGUCGAGGACUACAAGAAGUUCCAGCUGGAUGCAGAGACUCUAUCUGACUCCUUGAAGAGACUCAACACGUCUCUGGACCCAAAGACUCUGGCCAACAAGAGCAACCCUGAGGCCCUGCUGGUGAUAGAGGGAGACGAACCAGCAGUGAAGAGGAACGAGGACCGUCUGGCCGACCUCAAAGAGCUCAGCAGCACCGUCGCUCCUCUGAAGCUCCGCCGACUCCAGCCGAGUAAACCCACAACUGUCGUGUCUCUGUGUGACUGGGAGGAUGAGGGGGACGUAGUGAGGCGUGGCGAUUUGCUUAAGCUGAAGUCUAACUCUGAUAAUAAGAACUGGGUGCUUCAGGACACCAGUGGGAAGACAAAAACCCUCCCUGGAGCGUGUUUCAUGGUCCCACCGCCUGAUGCUGAAGCCAUAGAGACGCUGAACAGUCUGGACAGAUCUCUGACUGACCUGAAGAACCGUAGAUCAGCUCUACUGACCUCGCUGAAGAACCCCACAGUGGAGGCGGUUCGGCCUCAGAAGGCAGCCACCGUAGCACGUGCUUCAGAAGAUCCCAGAGCUGCAGAUUUAGCCAGUGAACUAGACAGGAUCAACAGAGCGCUGGAACAGGCAGAAAAAGACAUCCUUAAUCGAGCCAGAACUCCGCUGGAUAACCGCAACCCCACAGAGGACCUGGCAAACAGAUUGCAGGAGCAUGAUAAAUCUGUCCAGAAGGUGAGAAAGCUGGAGUCUGAGAAGUCAGCGGUCCAGAGAGAGAUUGAGCCGAUUCUGGCAAAGAAACCCCUCGGACCCACCACCUCCACCCUGCCUGUUAAACUCAGAGCUGCCAACAACAAGAUCGACGACAUCAACACACUUCUAGAUCUUUAUAACAAGAAAGCUACAGCCUCCAUGUACCUGGAGAGGCAGAUUAAGAAUGUGGACAACUUUGUCUCUGGGUUCGAGGACCAGCUCACCAAAGAUGGCACUAUUCUAAAUCAACCUAACGCCCUCCAAAGUAGGAACCAGCAGCUGCAGGCUGCACGUAAAGAUUUAGUGUCUAAGAAGGAGGAACUGAAUAAAUUAGGCAAAGACCUUGACUUGACUCAACAAGCAUGCAGCUCCCUGCAGCAGAGCUUCAAAGAAUACUGUCCUGACAUCCAACGGCAGGAGAACGAGGUGAAACAGCUGAAGAACCGCUACAUGACCAUCAGCAAUCAGCUCCAGGACAGAUCUGCUCUCCUGAAAGAAGCAACCAACAAAAACCAGGAUUUCCAGAAUGCUGCUCAUUCGCUGGAUUUCUUCUUAAUGAAUUUACCCGACAAUAAAAUCAAACCGAGCGAUGAUGUGGCGACGCUAACAGCCAAGCACAACUCUCAGAAAAAAGUUGUGGAUGACCUCAAGAAGAAGUCAGAUGAUGUAAAACAAGUCAAGAUUCUGUCCCGUGAUCUGCAGAGUGUCCUGAAUGAGUAUGAGGGUAAGUCUAAUACUUACCGCAGUUAUCUGAACGAUGAUGGUGAUGAUGAAGAUGAUGAUGACGACGAUGACGAACCAAUCACAAAGAAACCUCAGGUUCUGCCAAUGACUAAGGCUGUGCAAAGAAAGGAGAAGGAUCUACUGAACCGUUUUGCUGAGGCUUCUGCAGAAAACAACCAGCUUCUAAACCAGCUGGAGACCACAAAGGGCAUCAAGGCCAGGAAUGAAGAGAUCGUGAACCAGGUAGUCGUCAGUCAGCAGCUGCAGCUCCAGAGUCAGAAGAGAGACCUGGAGGAGAGCGAAGGUCUGAGAAAUGAACUGAAAGAGGAGAUUGCCAGAAGAGAACUAGCUGAGAAGAACCUGGAAGCGUACCGUGCCAGGUUUCUGUCUUUGAGGAACAGGAGAGGGGUGGAGAGGCUGGAGGAGAAAGAAGUGGUGCAGUACUACCGUGACCCCAAACUGGAGGUGGAAAUAGAGUCUCUGAAGAAGCGAAUCCAGGAGGAAUCAUUUAAGAGGUCGAGAACCCAAUCAGAGAUAGAGAUUAUAAACGAGAGGAUUAUUAAACUGGAGUUACAGCUGAGCAGGAUUGAGCCAAAACUAGUGAACAAGGUGGUGACUGAAUAUGAGAGGGACCCAGCGCUAGACAAGGAAGCUGUAAAAAUCAGGGAGGAGAUCCAGAGGUUACGACUGGAGCUCCAAACCAAGGAUACCGAGACGGUUAACGUCAGGACCGAGCUCACGGUUCUGUCUCAGCAGAAACCAAAAAUCAAAGAGAGGGUGGUGAAAAAGGAAGUGCUGAAGGUAGAAAAGGAUCCAGAGAUGCUGACAGCUGUUCUGUCAUUCAAGAAAGACAUCACCGAGUCGGAAUCUCAAGUGAAGGACCUUAACGAUAGCAUCUUUAAGAUAAGGAGUCAGAUAAACACACUGGAGAGGAUUAUCCCAACCAUCCAGCCCAAGAUAGUCAGCAAGGUGGUGAAGCAAGUGCAGCAAGAUCCAGAAUCUGUGGAAGAGUCGAAGAAACUCCACAUCGCCUUGGAGGAAGAGAGAGAUGAGAACGUGACCCUACUGAAGGAUCUGACCACUCUUCAGCUGCGCUACAGUGAAGUGGACAAGCUCCGGCCAAAAGUUGAGGUGAAGGAGGUGAUCAACGAGAUCUACAGAAUCGAUCCUGAGACCGAAGUCCAGCUGGUGCGUCUGAAGAAAGAGAUGCAGGAUACAAGUCGCAACCGUGCAGACACGGAGAAAGAAAUAACCUCGGUGAUGUCGUCUUUGACGACGCUGCGCACGCAGAAACCCAAAGUGGAGUUCAAGGAAGUGACCCAAGAGGUCAUCAAGGAAGAGAAAAGCCCAGAGGUCAUCAGGGAGUUGCAAAGGCUGAACAACCAAGUGUCCCGUCUGCAACUCAACUACGACACCACCAUGGAGCUGCUCAUUCACCUACGUAAAGAGAGAGAUGACCUAAAGGCGGAGAAGUCCAAAGUGGAGACAAAACUGGUCAAUAAGGAGCUCAUCAAGUAUGAGAAUGAUCCUCUUCUUGAGAAAGAGGCGGACAGAUACCGGAGGAAUCUCAGGGAGGAGAUCCAGCAGCGCCGCAGUGUGGAGGAGAUCCUCUUCGACCUGCAGAACCAAUACAUCCUCCUGGAGAGGCAGAAACCAGAGGAGAAGGUCGUAACGAAGGAAGUGGUUCGACUCCAGAAGGACCCCAAGCAGAUCCUGGAGCAUGAGAAGUUGAACAAGACUCUAGAUGAGGAAAUGAAAGUCCGCAGAAAGCUGGAGUUAGAGGUGAGACAGCUUAGAGCUCUGGUUCAAGAGAAACAGAGCAUUCUGGCUCAGACAGAUGACCGCCAGAAGAGGAUUCAAGUAGAGUCCGAGCUGAGGCAAAUCAAAGCUCGUAUCUUUGAAUUCGAAAACUCUCCGGCACGCGUUGAGGAAAAGAUCGUCAUUGAGGAGGUCCUGAAAGUGGAGAGAGAUCCACAGCUGGAUGAACUUACCAAUGAACUGCGUGCAACUUUCGAGACUGAAGGCAACAAUAUCAACCGUCUGGAGAGGGAAAUCCGCAGCCUGAAGCACAAGCUGGAAAUCCUGCAGAAGGAGAAGUCACAGGAGAAAAUUGUCUACAGGGAAGUUGUCCGUGUGGAGAAAGACCCAGCAGUUGAAGCUGAGAGGGAACACCUGAGAGAUUUAGUAACACAGGAGAGAAAUCACAGACGAGAUCUGGAGGAUAAUGUGCAGAACUUGACCUUCAAACUAACCCAGCUGCAGUCAUCCAAGUCCGUGACAUCUCAGGAGGAGAACAGUCUCGCUAGCAACAGAGAUACGCUGAAGAGGGAGAAAGACGAUCUCCUCAAAACGCUCAAAAUGCUCGAGACUCAACGACAGAGCAUCACUAUCACCUUCCAGCAACAGUCCAAGCUGGUGAGCGAGAGGAACCAGCUGGCCCGGCAGAGGAGUCUGAAAGCAAACACGGAAAUUCAACGUCUGGAGAGAGAAAUCCUCAAUGAGAAAGACAAGAUACACCAAAAAGAGCUGCUCAUCAUUGAGCUGAUGAAUAGCAUCACGACAGAAGACCAGAGUGAGACUCACACCAGAGAGACUAACCUCUCCACCAAGAUCACAAUCCUGGAUCCUGAGACGGGUAAAGAUAUGUCUCCCUAUGAGGCCUACAUGGCAGGACUUAUUGAACGCAACCAGUACAUCCACUUGUCAGAGCUGGAGUGCGACUGGGAGGAAAUUACUUCGACUGGGAAAGAUGGGGACGUAACCAUUCUGCAGGAUCGUAAGAGUGGGAAGCAGUACUCUGUGAAGGAUGCCAUAAAUGAGGGUCGACUCACUCAUUAUGAUUUACAGCGCUACAAGGAGGGGAAAAUGAAAAUUUCUGAGUUUGCCCUUCUUGUUGUAGGAGAAAAAAAGGUGCCCUACGUUCCUCCGAUAACCACGCCAAGAUCACCCACCAAACCGGCUCCACUCUCUACUCUACACUCCAUACCAACCUCCCUGCGCUCCUCCCUCCCUGAUCUCAACUCCAGCUACAGCUCCAGCUUCAGCUCCACCCUGAACUCGCACCAUAGCAAAAGCGCCAAAGAUCUCACUGCUGCAGCAGGAGACGAGUACUUCCCCAUCUCUGGUAUUUACGAUACCACUACGGACAGCCGCAUGUCCGUGAGAAGUGCCCUGACCCGUCAACUCAUUGAUCCUGACACAGCUCUGAAGCUUCUUGAGGCUCAAGCAGCCUCCGGUGGAAUCGUCGAUCUCACCAAAAAGGACAAAAUCUCCGUCCACAAGGCGGUGCAGCAAGGCUUCAUCGACCAAAGCCAGAUGUACAAGCUCCUUAACGCCCAGAAAGCUUUCACAGGAGUAGAAGAUCCCGUGACCAAAGUACGUCUUGCUGUGGGUCCCGCAGCACAAAAGGGGUACAUUCCUGAUGACAAAGCCAAACGGUACAUGGAGGCCCAGUAUCUCACCGGUGGGUUGGUAGAUCCAACCAAAGCAGGCCGUCUCACCGUGCAAGAAGCUGUCGAUGCCAAACUGAUCAACAAGCAAACUGCCAAAGAGCUGCAAGACGAGGCCUCGUACGACAAAGACCUGGUAGACCCCAUCAGUAAAGAGAAGAUCUCCUACAAGCAGGCAAUGGAUCGAUGUAGGAAAGACAUCACCACUGGGCUCCUGCUGCUUCCUGCUGCCUCCACCAAUGCUUUUAAUGCCCCGUCAUACUCAAACUACCGCUUCAACUCUCCCUACAACAGAAUGUAGAUCAGAUCUUUGGAUGUAUAAUGGCUUGUUUGGUGCAGCCACUCUUUACAAGGAUUUAUAGUAAUGCUAACUGAAGCACAUGGAGAUAAAGAGUCAGAAUUGUUAUGUCGACAUUGCAAAAGCACAUUUUUUUUGGUGAAAAUGUACAUGUGAAUCUUUUUAUUUUUGGGUGUUCUGUAAAAUAAUGAGGGUUAAGUGUGUUUUUUAUGGAUUACUUUUGUGCCAGCUCUUUUAUGGGUCACACGUGCUUAUUAAACUCUACA
Messenger RNA from Cheilinus undulatus (humphead wrasse), 6482 nucleotides. It is a transcript of the gene evplb, whose product is annotated as envoplakin b. Gene Ontology annotation, cellular component: cytoskeleton; cytoplasm; membrane. Gene Ontology annotation, biological process: intermediate filament cytoskeleton organization; wound healing. Bases 82 to 6219 code for a protein of 2045 amino acids. The transcript has 22 exons. Gene Ontology annotation, molecular function: structural molecule activity; cadherin binding. The record is from RefSeq and is a predicted model, not a curated record. NCBI's taxonomy places the organism in Eukaryota, Metazoa, Chordata, Actinopteri, Labriformes, Labridae.